Molecule: messenger RNA, 1280 nt
Organism: Hyla sarda
Lineage: Eukaryota; Metazoa; Chordata; Amphibia; Anura; Hylidae
Exons: 6
Coding region: 210-1136 (308 amino acids)
Biological process (GO): immune response-regulating cell surface receptor signaling pathway
Cellular component (GO): plasma membrane
Molecular function (GO): signaling receptor activity
Source: RefSeq, a predicted model, not a curated record
GUCGUCUUCUCUACAGCAGCCACCUACCUGCAAGAGACAGGAAUGUGAGAACUUCAGACUCCGCUCACCACAUUGUUCUCGGGACCGUCAUCCCAAGAAGAUGACUUCCUCACCUCCAGGUCUGCGCCUCGUCCUUACCGUAUAUUUGGAGAAAUGAUGAAAUGUCGCAGCACUGCUGACAAUCGCUACAUAUAAACCUGUUGUUCACCAUGGAAACAUUGGCGCCAGCUCCUUGGAGAGGCCAAGUCCUAUUGUGCAUGGCGGUCACUUUAUCCCUCGCGAUGAGCUUGGUGGAGGGAGACAGUUCAUCAUGUACACCUAAAAUAGACAUGGCAGGACAACAAAACAUUGGCACUCCACUAGGACAAUAUCUUAUCUUGAAGUGCCAGGUGCGGCUUUGUCGAGCGGGAUUACCCAAUGUUACUUGGUGUAAAAUAAGCGGAGAUCAGUGUGAUUCUGUGAGAUCCGGAGAAGGGAUCCAUUCUGCUAUGGAGGAACAGGGAGAAGGCCGAGCUGUGUAUGUCCUGGAGUUUGUGUCCAUACAAAUGAACGACACUGGAUAUUAUCAAUGUAAAGCCAUCACUGAGGACAAGAUGCAGAUAGUGGGCAGCACCGUACAGGUUGUUAUAUCUGCAGAAAAUGUGGUUGAAAAUGUGACCGCGGUAAACAACACAAAAACAGACAAUACUACAGGUUCUACUGAUACGUUUCCGAUUUUUAAGUGGCUGUUAUAUAUUAUACCGUCCAUGGGAGGAGUCUGUAUUCUUAUUAUCAUCGUCUCAUUGGUAAUUUACUGUCAAAAACAUUUGAAAGCAAAGCAGAGUUCAUCCCACCAAGAACCUGCGCCUACUGAAGAGCUUCAAUUUGUAGCCGUGCCAGGAAGUCCGAAGUGCAAGAUAGAAGGGGGCACUCAAAUUCCAAUGGACACAUAUUCAAAUAUUGAGGUCACAUAUGACAAUGCCCAUUUGGGUCACAAGCCCACCACGCAGAAAGAUUCCGUUACAGAAGAAGAAGACUCCAUUGUCUACGCUGAUCUAAACUACAACGCCAAACAGACCGGUUUUAAUUUUGAGGACAACUGGGAGGUGGAAUACGCCACAGUCCAUCUGAAUGAUAAAAUAACAUGUAACCAAUGAGAUGAGGACUGUUAUACGUGUUACAGACGUCCUUGCUUCUCUACCACCUAUAUUUUUAGACAAUGAGGUUAGACAUGUUGGGGGAGAUUUAUCACAACCUGUCCAGAGGAAAAGUUGUUGAGUUGCCCAUAGCAACCAAUCAGA